Molecule: messenger RNA, 4733 nt
Organism: Oncorhynchus masou masou (cherry salmon)
Lineage: Eukaryota; Metazoa; Chordata; Actinopteri; Salmoniformes; Salmonidae
Product: keratin, type I cytoskeletal 42-like
Exons: 9
Coding region: 78-1373 (431 amino acids)
Cellular component (GO): cytoskeleton
Molecular function (GO): structural molecule activity
Source: RefSeq, a predicted model, not a curated record
GCCAGUCGUAGUAGUAGCCGUAGAUACCACUCACUUAGCGGUGUCGGUUCGAGUGGCCUCAGUUUGUACGAAACGGGAUGCAGUUUUCCAAAGGUUUGGGAGGCGGUAGGUCCCGCAUGAGUGUGUCCUCUGUUGGGAGCAGUCGUGCGCCGAGUGUAUAUGGAGGUGCCGGGGAAUAUGGCACCCUUAUCUCUCAGUCCUAUUUCUCCAUGGACGGGCCAGGCCAGAUCACUAUCGGCGCCAAAGAGAAGAAUACCAUGCAGAAUCUAAACGACCGUUUGGCCACCUACCUGGAAAAGGUGCGCUCUCUAGAGACAGCUAAUAGUAAGUUGGAGCUGCAGAUCAAGGAGUUCUACGAGAUGAGAUCACCGACUCACAAGAAGGACCUCCGUGGGUUCCAUACCACCAUCUCAGACAUCCUCAACCAGAUCCAAGCCAGGUCUGUGGAGAACUCUCAGAUGAUCCUGCGGGUGGAUAAUGCCAGACAUGCAGCUGAUGUCUUCAAGAUGAAGUUAGAGACGGAGGCUAACAUGCGUAUGAAGAUAGAAGGGGAUGUGGCUCGUCUGAGAGGAGUCCUGUACAGCUUUACACUCACCAGAGCAGAACUGGAGAUACAGAUUGAGGGGCUGAAGGAGGAGCUGGUCUACCUCAGGAAGAACCACGAGGAGGAGAUGCAUUUGAUGCGGACGCAGCAUUGUGGUGCUGUGAAUGUGGAGAUGGACUGUGCUUCCUCAGUGGACAUGAGCAAGGUGCUGGAGGAGAUGAGGACCCAGUAUGAGGGCAUGAUAACGAAGAACCAGAGAGAUGCUGCCAAGUGGUUUGAGAGCAAGGUGGAGGUGCUUCAGAACCAGAUCACCACCAGCACCACAGAGGUGAAGAACUCUCAGGCUCAGGUGACCGACCUGAAGAGGACCUUCCAGAGCCUGGUGAUUGAACUACAUGGCCUGCUCACUCAGAAGGGGUACCUGGAGCAGAGCAUCGUUGAUAUAAACGGCCGCCACGGCUCCCAGCUGAGCCAGCUGCAGGUUUGUAUCAACAGAAUGGAGGAGGAGCUGCAGCAGCUCAACGUCAGCAUCCAGCAGCAGGCCUCUGAGUACCAGAUCCUCCUGGACAUCAAGAUGAGGCUGGAGAUGGAGAUCGCUGAGUACAGGAGGCUGCUGGAUGGAGAGGGACUCAGUAGGCAUUUGGACACCAGACAGGAGGUCAGGAAGGUGAUUGUGGUCGAGAAGAUCCAGGAAAUACAACAAGUCCAGGAAGUGGUGGAAGAGUAUCAUCCACACAUGCAGAAGCGGGUGAGGGUGAUCGUGGAGGAGAUGGUGGAUGGGAAGGUGGUAUCCACCUCAGUAGAUGAGAAGGUCCAGGAUAUGAACUAACUGAGAAGGCCAGAUAGUUCCGGAAUCUGGUGAAGCGGUAACAGACCACCCAUACCCCUGGACCACACAUACAACUGAUGAGUCGGACGUUUACAUAUACCUUCGCCAAAUACAUUUAAACUCAGUUUUUCAUAAUUCCUGACAUUUAAUCCUAGUAAAAAUUCCCUUUCUUAGGUCAGUUAAGAUCACCACCUUAUUUUAAGAAUGUGAAAUGUCAGAAUAAUAGUAGAGAGAAUUAUUUAUUUCAGCUUUUAUUUCUUUCAUCACAUUCCCAGUGGGUCAGAAAUGUACAUGCACUCAAUUAGUAUUUGGUAGCAUUGCCUUUAAAUUCAUCAUAUAAAUUCAUCAAAUAAGAAUUUGUUCUUAACUGACUUGCCUAGUUAAAAAAAUAAAAUUGUCUAUUUGGAAGACCCAUUUGUGACCAAGCUUUAACUUCCUGACUGAUGUCUUGAGAUGUUGCUUCAAUAUAUCCACAUAAUUUUCCUUCCUCAUGAAGCCAUCUAUUUUGUGAAGUGCACUAGUCCCUCCUGCAGCAAAGCACCCCCACAACAUGAUGCUGCCACCCCCGUGCUUCACGGUUGGGAUGGUACUCUUUGGCUGGCAAGCCUCCCCCUUUUCCUCCAAACAUACAGAGAUGGUUGUUAUGGCCAAACAGCUCUAUUUUUGUUUUAUCAGACCAGAGGACAUUUCUCCCAAAAGUACAAUUUUUGCCCCCAUGUGCAGUUGCAAACCGUAGUCUGGCUUUCUUUGUGGCGGUUUUGGAGUAGUGGCUUCUUCCUUGCUGAGAGGCCUUUUAGUUUAUGUUGAUAUAGGACUUGUUUACUGUGGAUAUAGAUGCUUUUGUACCUGUUUCCUCCAGAAUCUCCACAAGGUCCUGUGCUGUUCUGGGAUUGAUUUGCACUUUUUCCACCAAAGUAUGUUAAUCUCUAGGAGACAGAACGCUUCUCCUUCCUGAGCGGUGUGGCGGCUGUGUGGUCCCAUGGUGUUUAUACUUGCGUACUACUGUUUGUACAGAUGAACGUGGUACCUUCAGGCGUUUGGAGAUUGUUCCCAAGGAUGAACCAGACUUCUGGAGGUCAACCAUUUUCGAGGUCUUGGCUGAUUUAUUUAGAUUUUCCCAUGAUGUCAAGCAAAGAGGCACUGAGUGUGAAGGUAGGCCUUAAAAUACAUCUACAGGUACACCUCCAAUUGACUCAAAUGAUGUCAAUUAGCCUAUCAGAAUCUUCUAAAAACAUGACAUGCAUCUUUGGAACUUUCCAGGCUGUUUAAAGGCACAGUCAACUUAGUGUAUGUAAACUUCUGACCCACUGGAAUUGUGAUACAGUGAAUUAUAAGUUAAAUAGUGUAUCUUUAAACAAUUGUUCAUAUAGAAAGUAGAUGUCUUAACUGACUUGCCAAAACUAUAGUUUGUUAACAAGAAAUGUGUGGAGUGGUUGAAAAACGAGUUUUAAUGACUCCAACCUAAGUGUAUGCAAAUUUCUGACUUCAACUGUAUAUGUAUGCAAAUAUAUUUCAUGGUCGCAUACUGUAAUAUGUCCCUUUUGACAGGAUUGCAUCAGCUGAAUGAUAACUGAUGUAAUUUACUCAUGUUACCUAAUAACUCUUAUAUGGCUCUAUCAUAUGGCCAAUUGAAUAUUAUUUCUAGAAUGUGUUUUUCCCAUUGUUCCAAUCAUUGCCACCAGGUGGCAUUAUCUCAUUUAAAUAUCUUUGGGUAGCCCAAUUAAAAGUGAAAAUGAUCUCAUUUGAGUAAAUUGAAAACAGAUUGGUACAGUUACAUAAGUGACAUCAGGGAAAAUAAGAUUUGCUUCAUCAGCUAUUAUAAAGGUAUUUUAGCUCCAUUGUAUGAAUGUUCUCUGUACUCUAAGACAGGUUUAAAGUUCAUGUUCUGUAGACCUAUGACACUGACGCUACAUGAUACAUUUGGCUGUGGAUUAAAUCUAGAUGUCAAUGCAUUUCAGGACACUAUCAUUAUUUAGGGUCCAUUGCUGUCCUCUAAAAAGUUUAAAAGAAACACCUUUGCAGAUUGUAUGAGGCCAACACACAUACUGUACCAUACAUUAUAUGAGCAAAACACUCAUGGGAGUUUCACUUACUCAAACAUGUUCUCAGAGCAGAACGGAUUAUGAUUGGUCGCAUCAGGCACCCAAUGAAAAUGGAGAGGAGGUGGAAGGAGGCACAGUGGCGACUUGCCAUUCACGGUAGAUCGGGCAGAGCAAGAAGAAAAUGUGCCUUUUUUUGCAUGUUAUUUUGGCAUAAAUACGUGUCACAUAUCAGUUUGCGAACAAUGUAAAAAAUAUAUAUAAUUUAAUUAAUCAAGCCGCAUACAAACAUGGUCUCUUUUUUAUUUUCUUGAGUAAGGCAGCUCCAAAAUGCAGGUGUUCCAGGCCGAGCUCAGUGCUUUUUGUGGUGGUGGGGCAUGCUAAGCAGACAAUAGGAGCAUUGCGCCGUGAUUGGCUCAGUGUUCUGUCAUUCAUGGGGACCUUACGUAGUCGCCAAACUUAAGUCCUUAGAAAGCGUAGAUAGCCCUUUGGGUUCUGCCAUAAAGUUAUAUUAGAAGUGCCCUUCCAAGAAGGCUCAAGGUCAUUGGCCACAGAAAUUACAUCAAAUCACGUUAUAUGUACAGAAGCUUUGAUUGGACUCAUCAUGUCAACGUCUUACUUUCACAAUCUUAGCUAGCAGUCAUCAUCAUGAAUCAAGUCUAUUGGCAAAUCCUUUUUAUUCCUUGUCGUAUGAAGAGAAAUAAUGAAGAGAAAAUAUAGAUAAAACGUAUUGGUGCUCAUUGGCCACUGGACGUAAACAUUACACAACAAUUUUGGUAGAUCGCAAAUUCAACAAUGAGUGUUUUGUAAGGAAUUGGUGACAGUGGCUAACUGCAAGCAUUGCAACUGGGAAGUUGGGAAUAAACAGCCCAAACUGGGAAAAUACGUUUUGAACGGUCAUACAACUCGGAAUUGUAAAUCCAGCAUCUUUUUCUUUGAUGACAAAAUUUGCCCACGAAGGACCGCCGCGCCACAUUCCUGUUUAGGCACAUCACAACAACGUGAGCCCAAAAAUGUCUUAUGCUGCUUCAUAAAUUACGUAGGAUGCCAGAGAGAUAUGUAUCCCGUAGCUAAGAAGGUAAUACUAGGUGUAUGUUUAGUAAGCUAAUAUUAACUAGAAAAACUCAUUUUAGAACUCAUUUUUUACAUGUAGUAUUUAAUCAAUACUUUCGCCUAACUGGAAACAGGACAUUAAUGCACAAAAUGAAGAACUUGCUAUAUUCAAAUGAACUUGUUUUGCUUAUUUGCUGAUCGCUCCUGCACAAUUGCGUGUCUUUGUGAGACGCAGAGUAGGUGAACGGAUGAUAUCCGCAUGUGUGGU